Molecule: messenger RNA, 527 nt
Organism: Hibiscus syriacus
Lineage: Eukaryota; Viridiplantae; Streptophyta; Magnoliopsida; Malvales; Malvaceae
Product: histone H3.3
Exons: 5
Coding region: 107-517 (136 amino acids)
Cellular component (GO): nucleosome
Molecular function (GO): DNA binding; protein heterodimerization activity; structural constituent of chromatin
Source: RefSeq, a predicted model, not a curated record
AUUAAUUAACAAAUCCCCCACCCUUCUAUAAAUACCUAGUAACCGCUGAACAAUUCUUGCCUUUGAACAAAGCAGAGAAUAUUGUUCUUUUAUCAAAUCUGAAGAGAUGGCCCGUACAAAGCAAACUGCCCGUAAGUCAACUGGAGGAAAGGCUCCUAGGAAGCAACUUGCUACAAAGGCUGCCCGAAAAUCUGCUCCCACCACCGGUGGUGUGAAGAAGCCUCACAGAUACCGUCCUGGAACUGUUGCACUUCGUGAAAUUCGUAAGUACCAGAAGAGUACGGAGCUUCUUAUCAGGAAAUUGCCUUUCCAGAGGCUUGUUCGUGAAAUUGCCCAGGAUUUCAAGACUGAUUUGCGUUUCCAGAGUCAUGCUGUACUGGCUCUCCAGGAAGCUGCAGAGGCAUACCUGGUGGGUCUUUUCGAGGACACCAACUUGUGUGCUAUCCACGCCAAACGUGUUACAAUCAUGCCCAAGGAUAUCCAGUUGGCUCGCAGGAUUAGGGGCGAGCGUGCUUAAUUUACUUGAA